AUGAUUCCCACCUAUCUUGUUGCGCUCCUGAGUCUUGUCAACAUCACUACUGCUGCAACAGCAGCGAGCAGAACAGCAUAUGUUAGCAUCACAGGGUCAAAAACGGGGACGAAUACUCAAACAAAAGCGCGACCUUUUAGGCGGAAUAUCUUGGACCUGCAGCAAGAUGCGCCAUCAUGGGCUCUCUAUAUUCAAUGUUUGACUACCAUGCAGAAUGUCGAUGAAAAUGACCCUCUUUCUUGGUUUCAGAUUGCAGGCAUCCAUGGAAGGCCCUACUCAACAUGGAACAACGUAGGACCUACGCAGAAUCCAUUUUAUGGCGGAUAUUGUACUCAUAGCUCGGUAUUGUUUACCACCUGGCAUCGGCCAUACCUUGCACUCUUCGAGCAAGUCCUGGCCCAAUGUGCUCAAAAUGUCGCCAAGCAAUAUACUGGAUCCAACGCCGCCACUUAUCAAGCAGCUGCAGACAAGCUAAGAAUGCCAUACUGGGACUGGGCGAGCGAUCCUAAAAUGCCAGAUUCUGUCAGUCUUGCGAGCACCCAAAUCAACACACCGAAUGGACUUACCACUGUUCGAAACCCGCUGUUCUCUUAUAGAUUCAAACGGUAUCCACUUAAUACUUCGCCAUUCCCGCCAACCUCUCUCUCCGUAUUUCCUCAGACUGUGAGAAGCCCUAUCACGAAUACUUUUGACGCCGUUUCGGAUGUUGGGGGAAUAAACGAAUUGCUUGUCAGCGGUGGUUUGAUGCAAAGAACUUAUGACACUCUCACCAAGGGACAGGGAUCAUACAACGGCUUCUCUGAUGGGACGACUCAGGGACCGUCAAUUGAGAAUGUGCAUAACAACAUCCAUGGUUACCUCGGUGGAAACAACGGACACAUGUCCUUCCUGGACUACUCAGCAUUCGAUCCGAUCUUCUGGUUGCACCACACAAAUGUAGACCGACUUUUCGCAAUGUGGCAAGCCAUCAAUCCGACCUCUCAAAUGACUCCAGCAUUAGAACCAGGAACCUACUCCCUUCCGCGUAACAAUCUUGACACUCUUCAGACUCCGCUCUAUCCCUUCACUUCUACUAUAGCAGGUCAACUCUACACUUCGGCAUCCGCCUUGAUGACCGCCAAAUUCAACUACGCAUACCCCGAGAUCGAAGAUUGGAACCAGAGCGUAGAUCAGCUCAAGACGAACGUCACGGCCCAGAUAAAUCGACUCUACGAUCCGAAUGGGAUUUGGCAAAACACCCGUCCACUGAGAGCGGCGAAACGCACUGCGCUCAAGGCUGGGGCAGUUACUAGGGCAUGGAGUGUUGCUGUAAAAGUCGCGAAAUUCGAUCUCGACGGAGAGAUGUUCCGGAUCAGGUUAUUCCUGGGUGAUAUACCAGCGGAGUCGAAAGCUUGGGGCUUGUGCAAGACGCUGUUUGGAACAAUGACUAUCAUGCCAGAGCCAUUUGACGGGCCAAAACCAUUUCCAAAUACCACAGUCCAUGAUGAGUGGAGUCUUACAAAUUCUAUCAUUGCGGCAGGGAUUGAUCAUACGAAAACUGAGGAUGUCGUUGAAUAUUUGAAAAAGAAUCUAGAUUGGAGAGUUCAAAAGCGAGACAAUUCCAUAGGCGAUCUCAAAGCCCUCGAAACCCUGCAAGUCUCAGUGUUUGACCAGACAUUCGAAUUGCCAUCGGAAGUUACCGACUUGCCGAAGUAUGGGCAGGAACAUAAUUAUCAUGUUGAGGUUACGAAGGAUAAACCGUGCGGGAGGACUAAUAGUGAUGCAUAA
This is a messenger RNA of Glarea lozoyensis ATCC 20868, 1767 nucleotides long. Its product is annotated as Di-copper centre-containing. The transcript is spliced from 8 exons. Gene Ontology annotation, molecular function: oxidoreductase activity. The record is from RefSeq and is a predicted model, not a curated record. Bases 1 to 1767 code for a protein of 588 amino acids. Lineage: Eukaryota; Fungi; Ascomycota; Leotiomycetes; Helotiales; Helotiaceae.